Mya arenaria is the source of this 3037-nucleotide messenger RNA. Its product is annotated as glutamyl aminopeptidase-like. Gene Ontology annotation, biological process: peptide catabolic process; proteolysis. The coding region runs from base 1 to 2889 and encodes 962 amino acids. NCBI's taxonomy places the organism in Eukaryota, Metazoa, Mollusca, Bivalvia, Myida, Myidae. The transcript has 18 exons. Gene Ontology annotation, cellular component: cytoplasm. Gene Ontology annotation, molecular function: metalloaminopeptidase activity; zinc ion binding; peptide binding. The record is from RefSeq and is a predicted model, not a curated record.
AUGGCAGCUAACAAAAGACUGGUAUAUUUUUUAGCGUUCCUUGUUAUUGUUUUACCCGUUAUUACUGGAAUACUUGUUUGGAAACUACUGCCUCAGUGUGACGAAGGUGCAGAAAAUGGAUCGGCAGGAAAAGUUCAGCAACCGACGACAACGCCACUAGCAGACGGCAAAAGUACAGCUAAUCCCGGAAGUGCUUCUAAGACGACGACGGUAGAUCCCCAUGGUGAUGGGCCUUGGCAUAAUCUGCGCUUACCUUCGUCUGUACGCCCUGUCCAUUAUGAGCUGUCACUGUUUCCGGAUUUUUACGACGAUGAAAGCACGUUUUACGGCAAUGUUUCCAUAGAAAUAAGAGUGACCGAAGAAACUCGCGUGUUGAUGGUCCAUGUUCUGUACCUGAACAUUUCGAGCACAAGGGUCGUAGAUGCGUUUUCUAGAAAUGUAGCGAUCAAACGAACAUUUGAAUAUCACCCAAACCAAUUCUGGGUCAUUGAAACAGUUACCGCUAUUCCGGCCAACUCGAGUGUUCAACUUCAGAUUGCAUUUAGUGGCUCUCUGAAGAGGUCUAUUGUUGGGUUUUACAAAAGCACCUACAUGAAUGAUAUUACAAAGAAAAGCAGUUCCAUAGCGACUACAAAGUUCGAGCCCGUGAACGCGCGACGGGCGUUUCCGUGUAUGGACGAGCCAAACAUCAAGGCCGAAUACACAGUGACUCUGAUACAUCGUCGGGGGUAUACUGCUCUAUCUAACAUGCCAGUGCAGAGUUCCUCCCACUGGUCUGAGGACAGCUCCCUGGAAGCUACUAGAUUUCUGCGAUCCGUAAAAAUGAGCACCUAUCUCGCCUGCUUUAUCGUCUGCGACUUCAAAUAUCUAGAAGGAAUAACCAAUUCUAAUGUCAAGGUUCGACUGUACGCACCACCAGACCGGGUAAAUCAGACACGCUACGCCCUGGAGGUGGCGCUCACCGCUGUUGAUCUGUAUACGGACAUGUUCGAUAUUUCCUACCCGCUUCCAAAAUUGGACCUUAUAUCGAUUCCCGACUUUGUAUCCGGCGCAAUGGAGAACUGGGGGCUGAUCACGUUCAGAGAGACGAACAUCUUGUUUGACCCGCGCCAAGCAUCCGCCGCUAACAAGCAGCGCGUAGCUACCGUCGUGGCGCACGAGGUGUCACAUCAGUGGUUUGGUAACCUGGUAACGAUGGAUUGGUGGCAGGAUCUGUGGCUAAACGAGGGGUUCGCUUCAUUCAUGGAGUAUCUAGGAGCAGACAAACAUGAACCGGACUGGAAUAUGCCAGCUCAGUUCCUCCUCGAAGACGAGCAGCCGGUGAUGGAGACGGACGCCGGAGUAUCGUCGCAUCCUAUCGUCGUCCACGUGACAGACCCUGCAGAUAUCAACGCCGUAUUUGAUUCAAUAUCAUACAGCAAGGGUUCCUCAGUUAUCCGUAUGUUGGAACAAUGGAUGGGUCGAAAGCAGUUCUUCGGCGGCAUCAGUCGCUACCUCAACACUUACAAGUACAGAAAUGCACAGACGGAUGAUCUCUGGGAAGCGUUAGGACAGAUACAAGGAUCCUCAAAAAACCACAGUGUAAAGGCUGUCAUGGACACGUGGACAAAGCAAAUGGGACUUCCGGUUCUCAUCGUGACCGUGUCCACGGACGGACGGACAAUCACACUUACACAGAGCCGUUUUCUUGCUGACAAGACCGCCACGUUUGACCCAAACGACUCUGAAUUCCGUUACAAGUGGUACAUCAAGGUUGACUUGAAAACAAACAAGGGAGACAAAUACGAUGUGUGGAUGGAGAAAACGGACUCAGUGACAUUAUCGGCCAACCAACUGGGGUUUUCGUUGCACAAUCCCAACUCCUGGGUGAAGUUCAACAUUGAUGGGAACGGGUUCUACCGCGUCAACUAUCCAGUUGAAUGGUGGAGAAGAAUAUCCGAUGUUCUUAGUACUAAAACAUUUGAUUUUACUCCUUCUGACAGAUCUAACUUGAUAAACGAUGUUUUCAAUCUUGCACGAGCCGGGCUGCUAAGCUAUGACGUUGCAUUGGAUAUGACGUCAUAUUUAGACAAGGAGGACGAUUAUCUCCCUUUGGAAAGUGCACAAAGCGGACUGAGCUAUAUUGCUGCCAUGCUUGAAUUUACUGGAGAUUAUGAACUGCUACAGCAAUAUAAAGUUCAGAAAGUGUCGGCUUUGUAUAGCAAACUGGGUUGGAAUGACUCCGGAACUCAUCUUGAAAAGCUACUUCGGUCCACGGUGAUUGCGCUCGCGUGUGGCAAUGGUCAUGUGGAGUGCAUCAGAACUGCCCAGCAGAAAUUCCAGGACUGGCUAUAUCUCAAUACCACAAUACCACCCAAUCUGCGUUCACUGGUGUACACGUACGGAAUGCGGGCCUCGGACUCGUCACGUGACUGGUACGUCACCUGGCAACGAUAUCUUGACGAGCCCGUGCCACAAGAAAAGACCAAACUACGGUCGGCUCUGGCGAAAACACACUCUAUUCCGCUUCUGAUGAAAUAUAUUGAGAAUGCUAAGAACGAGUCGUACGUGAGGUCCCAGGACUAUUUUACUGUGCUCUCUUAUAUCGCCGGUAACCGAGUUGGGAGGAGCCUAGUGUGGGACUGGGUCAGGAAUAACUGGCAGUACCUCGUCGACAGGUUCACCCUUUAUUCGAGAUAUUUUGGAAGGCUUCUACCAAGUGUUAUCUCAGACUUCAACACAGAGUAUCAACUGGAAGAGGUUGAAUCGUUUUUCGCCAAGUACCCGGAUGCUGGUGCGGGAUCGAGCGGCCGGAAGCAAGCACUAGAGAGCAUCCGGCGGAACAUCAACUGGAUGGCCGAAAAUAAAGACACUGUGGUCGCCUGGCUCCAGAAACACGUACAGCUCUAACAGUAGCUGGAUCGGUCUUCCUUUUUUCUAAAACAUUUUACAGCAAUGCGAUGAAUGGAUUAUAAAACGCGCUCAUUUACUUGAUGUUGCUCUACUGUGAUGAAAAUGAAAGUAGACAUUUGUUUAAUAAAAAGAUUAUACUUCAGAA